Messenger RNA from Lagenorhynchus albirostris (white-beaked dolphin), 727 nucleotides. RefSeq names its product shadow of prion protein (gene SPRN). Gene Ontology annotation, biological process: protein import into nucleus. NCBI's taxonomy places the organism in Eukaryota, Metazoa, Chordata, Mammalia, Artiodactyla, Delphinidae. The record is from RefSeq and is a predicted model, not a curated record. Bases 141 to 587 code for a protein of 148 amino acids. Gene Ontology annotation, cellular component: nucleus; membrane. The transcript has 2 exons. Gene Ontology annotation, molecular function: nucleic acid binding.
CCGCGGUCGGCGCUUUGGCGGUCGGCGCUCGGCGCUCCGUGCAGUCUCCGCCGCAGCUCCGUCCUUCCCGCUCGGCAGCGGUCCCUGGAGCGGCCGCCGCGGUUCCGAGCGAGGCCCGUGGCUGGUUUUGCUCCACGAAGAUGAACUGGACUGCCGCCGCGUGCUGGGCUCUGCUGCUAGCGGCCACCUUCCUCUGCGACAGCGGCGCGGCCAAGGGCGGCCGUGGCGGGGCUCGCGGCAGCGCCCGGGGCGGGCUGCGCGGGGGCGCGCGCGGGGCCUCGAGGGUGCGCGUGAGGCCUGCGCCCCGCUACGCCGGCUCCUCGCUGCGCGUGGCCGCGGGAGCGGCGGCGGGGGCAGCGGCGGGGGCAGCCGCGGGCCUGGCGGCGGGCUCGAGCUGGAGGAGGGCCGCGGGGCCCGGGGAGCAUGGCCCAGACGACGACGAGGACGGCGCACCCGGCGGCAACGGAACGAACCGAAGCGUCUACAGCUACCGGGCGUGGACUUCGGGCGCGGGGCCCACGGGCGACCCUCACCUCUGCCUGCUGCUGGGCGGUGCCCUGGGCGCCCUGGGGCUGCUGCGGACCUAGGCCGGGCUGGGCUCGGGGGCCAGAUGUGCCCCCAGCCCGCGCCUGCCCCGCGAGCCACCACAGAGGCUGCCCAGCACUGAGCGCCCCUUGCCUCCACUGCCCAAGGCCUCUGAGCCCAGAGGAGCUGCGUGGCCAACUCC